CACUGUAACAAUCGUUUACGCCCGGCGGCCAUGUCCUCUGACGCCGGAACCCUAACCCUAGACUCUACCACUCUGUACAUAACCGCACUCAACUCCCUCUCCGAUAAAUCCUCAUCAAAUUCAAUCCCAUUAUCCCUUCCUCUCCCCCCAAUCCCUUCUUCAAUCCCCCAACCAAAACUCAUCCCAAGAACUCGCUUUAUCAUCGACGGUUUCAAAUAUGCCGCCGAUUUCUCCGUUUCUUACUUCCUCUCCCAUUUUCACUCCGAUCACUAUACUGGCCUGUCCUCUAAUUGGUCUAAAGGUAUCAUAUUCUGUUCCUCCACCACUGCUAACCUUCUCAUCCAAGUUCUCAAUGUUCCCGCGCAAUAUGUAGUGUCUUUACCGCUCUCCGAAUCGGUUUUAAUAGACGGUUCUGAAGUUUUUCUCAUCGAUGCCAAUCAUUGUCCUGGUGCUGUGCAGUUCUUAUUUAAAGUUGCAGUUAAUAAUGGAAAAUUUGAGCGGUACGUUCACACAGGUGAUUUUCGUUAUUGUGAUGACAUGAAAUUAGAGCCUGUAUUGAAUGCAUUUGUGGGUGCUGAUGCUGUAUUUUUGGAUACAACUUAUUGCCAUCCGAAAUUUAUAUUCCCUAGUCAACAGGAGUCAAUUGAUUAUAUAGUUGGAGUUAUAGAAAAAAGUGGAGUUGAGAAUGAGGGUUCAUUGAAAGAUAUCUUGUUUCUUAUUGCUACUUAUGUUAUUGGGAAAGAGAAGAUUUUAAUGGAGGUUUCGCGGAGGUGUCAGAGAAAGAUUCAUGUUGAUGGCAGAAAAAUGUCGGUUUUAGGAGUAUUAAGUCAUGGGGAGGAUGGGGUGUUUACUACUGUUGAAUCUGAAACUGAUGUUCAUGUUGUUGGGUGGAAUGUAUUGGGUGAGACUUGGCCAUAUUUCAGACCUAAUUUUGAGAAAAUGGAUAAGAUCAUGAAUGAGAAAGGAUAUUCCAAGGUGGUUGGUUUUGUCCCCACAGGUUGGACUUAUGAAGUGAAGCGGAAUAAGUUUUCAGUGAGAAAGAAAGAUUCCUUUGAGAUACAUCUUGUUCCGUAUAGUGAACAUUCAAAUUAUGACGAGCUUAGAGAAUAUGUGAAGUUUUUGAAACCAAAGCAUGUCAUCCCAACAGUAGGUACAGAUGUUGAGAAGCUGGAUAGCAAACAUGCAAAUGCCAUGCGGAAGCAUUUUGCUGGCUUGGUUGAUGAGAUGGCCAUCAAGCAAGAAUUCUUAAUGGGUUUUCAUCGUUGUGUCCAAGGGAAGGAGGAUGUAGAUGCAAAAGGAUCUGGUCUUGCUUUAGUUAGUAUCACCGAGCAAGAAAACACAAACGGAUCUGCUCAUACUUUAGUCAGUAUCAUCAAGCAAGAAAAUGAGGAUACUUCAUCAGAUUCUAAAAGCUGCAAUGCUGCUGAUAUGGAUACUGUUAUCCAUUCCUCAUUUCCUCAAGGAGAAUCUGUGUCACCAGGUUUAGAAAAAAUAAGUGAAGGUGAUAUGGACGAAAUACUAGAAGAACUUCAAGGCUGUUUGCCCACUUGGGUAACUAAAGGUCAGAUGUUGGAUUUACUUAGUAUUUCGGAUAAAAAUGUUGUUGAUGCAGUCUCAUACUUUUACGAACAUGAAACAGAAUAUCGUGAACAGGUCACUGCCAGUAAUUCUGUUACCUCUUCUUUUGAGGGAAACUCAGCAAAUGAGUCUGCAUUACCUUCCAAACCAUGUCUUGGUAAAAGCCCGCAGCAGGGUGAGACAACUGCAUCAAGUAAAACUGUUAAACUACCCAUCAUGGACAGUUCUAGUAGCAAAAAAGUUUCUCCUGGUAAAAGGAAGAGAAGUACUGGAAACAAGUCCAGUUCCAGUAGCAAAAAAGUUUCUCCUGGUAAAAGGAAGAGAAGUACUGGAAACAAGUCAUUUGAGAAAGCAAAAGGACAUGCGAGUAUGGAUUCUGGUGGACCAAAGCAAUGUACUAUAACAAAGUUCUUCAGUAAAACGCUGCCUCUUUCUUUGCAGAAUGGAAACAGUGAAGCUGAUAACUGCAUGCCACCAAAUGCCUCUAUUGAGGCUUAUAAAGAGGAAGCUGAUCGGUUUAUUCAGAUUAUGAAUGGGGAUGACUCUUUGAGAAGUUAUGCUACCACAGUACUAGCAAAGACUAAAGGAGACAUAAGUAUGGCACUUGAUAUUUAUUUUUCAGAAUACAAAGAUGUAGGAGAGACUAAUGGAGAUGGGAUUUCUAAAACAAACAAAUUGUUGCAACCUCAGUGUGCUAAAGAAAUUUACCCUUCUUCCAAAGAUGAUAAAUUACCCAAAAUAUUAGGAGAUGAUGAUGCCGAUUUGUCGUUAUGUGGUGUUCCCUUUGCUGAUAAUGCUGUAAAUUAUGUAUCACUUCCCCAUGAGAAAUACUCUCCCGUGGAACAUGCUUGCUGGAGUAAGGGGCAGGCUGCUCCAUACAUACAUCUUGCACGAACUUUUGAAUUGGUAAAGGAAGAAAAAGGGAAGAUAAAAGCAACAUCAAUGUUGUGCAAUAUGUUUCGGAGCUUGCUAGCCUUGUCUCCGGAGGAUGUGCUUCCUGCAGUGUACUUGUGCACAAACAAGAUAGCCCCUGAUCAUGAAAAUAUGGAAUUGAACAUUGGGGGUAGUACUGUUGUAGCAGCACUAGAGGAGGCAUGCGGGACAAAGAAAUCAAAAGUACGAGAACUAUACAACAGUCUCGGUGAUCUUGGUGAUGUUGCUCAACUUUGCCGACAAACACAAUCAUUACUUGCUCCUCCAGUGGCACUUACAGUUAGGGGUGUAUACUCUGCUCUUAGAAGGAUAAGCUUGCAAGCAGGUAGUGGGAGCGCCGUCCGAAAGAAAAGCCUGAUUGUCAAUCUCAUGUGUUCAUGUAGAGAGAAGGAGAUGAAGUUUCUUGUGAGAACUUUGGUUCGGAAUUUGCGCAUUGGAGCCAUGAUGAGAACUGUUCUUCCUGCAUUAGCUCAAGCAGUUGUGUUCAAUUCUACUCCUUAUGAAGGACUGGUCGAAAACCUGAAAGAUUGUCUGCAGCGACUUUCAGCAGAAGUAGUAGAAGCUUAUAACAUCCUUCCCAGCUUGGAUGUACUUGUUCCUUCCUUGAUGGAGAAGGGGAUUGAGUUUUCUUCAAAUACAUUGUCAAUGGCUCCAGGCAUACCCAUCAAACCAAUGCUUGCAAAGAUUACUAAUGGGGUCCCUCAAGUGAUGAAACUCUUUCAGAACAAAGCCUUUACAUGUGAAUACAAAUAUGAUGGUCAGCGAGCUCAAAUUCAUAAACUGUCUGAUGGUUCAGUCCGUGUAUUUUCAAGGAAUGGGGAUGAAACAACAUCUAGAUUUCCGGAUUUGGUCAACAUAAUUACAGAAUCAUGUGAUUCCAGAGGAGCAACAUUUAUCUUGGAUGCGGAGGUUGUUGCAAUUGAUAGACAAAAUGGUCCAAAGCUCAUGUCGUUCCAAGAACUAUCUUCACGUGAGAGGGGGUCCAAAGAUUCCGUCAUUGCAUUAGAUAAAAUUAAGGUUGAGAUAUGCAUUUUUGUUUUCGAUGUCAUGUUUGCAAACGGAGAACAAUUGUUGAAUCUGCCGCUCCGUCAAAGGCGAAAAUAUUUGAAGGAUUUAUUUGGUGACGGCAAAGUAGGUUAUUUAGAGUACGCGACAGAAAUGACUGUAGAGUGCGAUGAUGCUUGUGCAGAUGAUGAAGCCACACUGGCUAGGAUGAACAGCUUUCUCAAUGAUGCACUACAUGCUUCAUGUGAAGGGAUCAUGGUGAAGUCUCUUGAUGAAGAUGCUGGGUACGCACCAUCAAAGCGCUCUGAUGCAUGGUUAAAGGUCAAGAGAGACUAUGUUGAAGGAUUAAAUGAUUCCCUGGACUUGGUUCCAAUUGGUGCUUGGCAUGGGAAUGGAAGAAAAGCAGGAUGGUAUAGUCCUUUCCUUAUGGCCUGCUACAACCCUGACACACAGGAAUUUCAGAGUGUCUGCCGGGUCAUGUCUGGGUUUUCUGAUUCCUUCUAUGUAGAGAUGAGAGACUUCUUCGAUGCGGACAAGAUCUGCCAGAAAAAGCCACCCUACUACAGAAGUGAAGAAGUUCCGGAUAUGUGGUUUUCUCCAGAAGUUGUGUGGGUGAUAAGGGGUGCUGACUUCACAGUGUCACCAGUGCAUCACGCAGCCAUUGGUUUAGUCCAUCCAUCUCGUGGUAUUUCUGUCAGAUUCCCCAGAUUCAUACGGUGUGUGUCAGAUAGAAAACCUGAGGAAUGUAGCACAUCUGCUGAUAUAGCUGACAUGUUCCGCUCUCAGAUUAGAAAAAUGGAUGUGAAGGCUGAAAAAUAGUUGUAAAUAUUGGUUUAUUCUCAAGGAACCUCCCU
Molecule: messenger RNA, 4370 nt
Organism: Solanum verrucosum
Lineage: Eukaryota; Viridiplantae; Streptophyta; Magnoliopsida; Solanales; Solanaceae
Product: DNA ligase 6-like
Exons: 19
Coding region: 31-4335 (1434 amino acids)
Biological process (GO): DNA repair; lagging strand elongation; DNA biosynthetic process
Molecular function (GO): ATP binding; DNA binding; DNA ligase (ATP) activity
Source: RefSeq, a predicted model, not a curated record